Messenger RNA from Strigops habroptila (Kakapo), 1191 nucleotides. RefSeq names its product ovalbumin-related protein Y-like. Gene Ontology annotation, molecular function: serine-type endopeptidase inhibitor activity. Lineage: Eukaryota; Metazoa; Chordata; Aves; Psittaciformes; Psittacidae. The transcript is spliced from 7 exons. Bases 25 to 1191 code for a protein of 388 amino acids. Gene Ontology annotation, biological process: negative regulation of endopeptidase activity. The record is from RefSeq and is a predicted model, not a curated record.
GCUUUAGACACCAUUGAUUUCACAAUGGGCUCCAUUAGUGAAGCAAAUGCAGAAUUUGCUUUUGAUGUAUUCAAAGAGCUGAAAGUCCAUCAUGUCAAUGACAACAUCUUCUACUCCCCCCUGAGCAUCAUUUCAGCCCUGGCCAUGGUCUAUCUGGGAGCAAGAGGUAACACUCAGUCUCAGAUGGAGAAGGUUCUUCACUUUGAUAAUGUUACAGGAGUUGGAGAUGCUAUUGACUCCGAGUGUGGCACUUCUGAAUACAUCCACAGUGCAUUCAAGGAUCUUCUCUCAGACAUCACCAUGCCGAAUGCUACAUACUCACUGAAGAUGGCUGACAAACUCUAUAUUGAAAAAACAUAUCCCAUUCUUCCGGAAUACUUGAAGUGUGCAAAGAAAUUCUACAAAGCAGGGCUGGAAGAAGUUGACUUCAAAACAGCUGCAGAGGAAGCAAGACAGCUCAUUAAUUCCUGGGUGGAGAAAGAGACAAAUGGACAGAUCCAAGAUUUUCUUGUGGCAGGCUCUGUUGAUCCGGAUACUGCACUGGUCCUUGUGAAUGCCAUUUAUUUCAAAGGGAUAUGGAAGACAGCAUUUAAAGAAGAACACACUCGGGAAGUGCCCUUCAAUGUGACAGAGCAAGAAAGCAGACCUGUGCAAAUGAUGUGUCAGAACAGUACCUUCAAAGUGGGAGUGGUGCCUUCAGAGAAAAUUAAGAUCCUGGAGCUGCCAUAUGCCAGUGGAAAGCUGAGCAUGUUGGUGCUGUUGCCUGAUGACGUCUCUGGUAUGGAGCAGCUUGAGAAAAAAAUCAACUUUGAUAAAUUUACUGAGUGGACCAGUCCCAGCGUGAUGGAAAAAAAGAAAGUGAAAGUGUACUUCCCGCGCAUGAAGAUUGAGGAAAAAUACAACCUCACAGGUGUCUUAAAGGCCUUGGGUAUGACCGACUUGUUCAGCCCUUCGGCCGAUCUGUCUGGCAUCUCUUCAGCAGAGAGCCUGAAGAUAUCUGAGGCCAUCCACAAAGCAUUCAUGGAAGUCAAUGAAGAGGGCACUGAGGCUGCUGGCUCAGCAGAUAUGAUGGGAGACAUCCAACAAUCUUCUGAGUUUGAAGAGUUUAGGGCUGACCACCCUUUCCUUUUCUUCAUCAAAUACAAUCCAACCAACAUGAUCCUCUUCGUUGGUAAAUAUUGUUCUCCCUAA